GUCAAUCAACAUGCCAUAGAACCAACUUUUGGGAGUCGCAAGAAUUCUCAGUUGAGUUGCAAACUCUAACAGAGACCUUUACGCGUAGUUUUUAAAAAUGGAUAUUCCAAUAGUGGACUUCGGUGCGUACGGGCUGACUGAGAAAUGUGCUGACAACGAGCAGCUGCACAGCAUGGGCAAAGAGCUGAAAGCUGCUUUUACAGAAGUUGGGUUUGUGUUCCUGAAGAACACCGGGAUCACCGACGAGGAAGUGGACCGUGUUAUGCGCGUAUCCAUGGAUUUCUUCCUGCAGCCGGAUGAGGUGAAGCGGCCCUUCAGCAGGAAGACCUUCGCCAACAAUCCCAACCACGGCUGGGUGUCUCUGGAGACCGAGAGGUUAAAUCCACGUCGACCUGGAGACCUGAAGGAGGCAUUCAAUACAGCUUCACUCCACCCUGACAUAAAAUGGCCAACAUCAGAUGCUGUGGCGGACUUCCAGGAGAUCCAGACGUCUUUCUUCCAGCGCUGCAAGGAGCUGAGCCUGCGUGUGCUGAGGGUGAUGGCCCACAGUCUAGGACUGGACCCAGAGGUGUUCCUGGGUGCACACAGUUUAAUAGGAACUGAUGAGAACGGCACAACGCUGCGGUCUCUGUACUACCCACCAGUGAACAGUGAGAAAGCCAAGGAGGGUCAGCUGCGAUGUGGAGAGCAUUCUGACUACGGCACCAUCACGCUGUUGUUUCAGAGCUCUGAGGGUCUGCAGGUCCGUAAACGUUCAGGUGAAUUCAUCUGUGUUCCCUGCGUCCCUGGGGCUGUCCUCUUAAACAUCGCUGACCUGAUGCAGCGCUGGACCAGCGACCAGUUCAUCUCUGUGCUCCACAAAGUUUUACUUCCCCCUGCUGGAGACUCAAGCACACGUCAGUCCCUGGCUUUCUUCGUCCAGCCUGACGAUGAGGCUGUGAUCUCCUGCUGCGACGGUUCCAACAAGUAUCCUCCAGUUAAAUCAGGUGAAUACCUCAGCGAGCGUUUUAAUAACUCGUAUGGACGAAGCUAAACCUCUCUCCAUGAAUUCUGUGUUUUUAAAUCAUGUUGUAGAAGUAACAUUUAAUAAUGCUGAGUAUUUCACUUUGGAUCCCAUGUUUCUACGUUUCUGAUUGUGUGUCUGUGUGUGUCUCAAUGUGUACAUUAAAGAGACACAACCCUCCAAACAGCAGGCUCAUUCACUUUAUUGUCCACAUUCAAAACCUCAAAUAAAUAAAUAAAACGUGAGGUAAACUGGGCUCCACAGAUGUUGUGUGGCAGAUAACCUCGACUGCUUAUUAAAAGGAAGACAGAAAUAUACCUGUAUCUCAAAAACAUCUGUCUUUGUGUCCUGAUUGUAUCUUUUAUCUGUUGCAUCACCUUUAAAAUGUGACUGUUUUGAAAUAUGUUUUGGACCAUGUGACUCUUGGAUUCAACUUUAAACGUUUCAUUGACAGUGAUGUAGAGAAGACAUAAAUGAUUACGUUUUGAAAAAUGACACAGAUGCACAUGCACUCACAAAAGCUCACUGUAAAUAACCAAUUCAGAACUCACAUACUCACUCUAAAACCAGCACAAUUACAGUAAUUUAAAUAUAUAAUAUAUGUAACUUCAUCUGUAAAAUAAAUAUGUACUUCAGUCAUCUGGUCCCAGGGAGAAAUCAUAUAGAAAAUACAAUUGAAGUAGUUUUUUAGCUUUCUAAACAUGGAAGAGUUUCAUUGUGAGCUCGACCAUUAAAAAAA
Messenger RNA from Paralichthys olivaceus (Japanese flounder), 1742 nucleotides. RefSeq lists its product as uncharacterized. NCBI's taxonomy places the organism in Eukaryota, Metazoa, Chordata, Actinopteri, Pleuronectiformes, Paralichthyidae. The record is from RefSeq and is a predicted model, not a curated record.